AUUGAUUACAGUCCAACAAAUAUUUUUUGGAAACAUGCGAGGUCUAAUACGAAUUACUUUGGUUUGCUGUGCAUUAGUUUUGAUGUUGCACUCCACAAAGGCUCUAGCCAUGCCUUAUAUGCAAAGUAGCAGUAACGGCAUAGAGUAUCGCUCGCGUCGCGCUGCACAAGGACCAUCACAAGGAGGGGGUCAAGGCGGUGGUAGCGGCAGUAUGGGUGGCGGUGCUGGAAUGGGAUUCAGCGUAGGCGCUAACAUUGGUGGUCAAGCAGGCGGACAACCAGGUGGUCAAGGUGGUCAGUAGCACAAAGUUUUAUUUUUGAGCGGCUAACAAUGUAAAAACAUCGAUGAUAAUUAAACAAAGCAGUGCAACAUGCAAA
Messenger RNA from Anastrepha obliqua, 377 nucleotides. RefSeq lists its product as uncharacterized. The record is from RefSeq and is a predicted model, not a curated record. NCBI's taxonomy places the organism in Eukaryota, Metazoa, Arthropoda, Insecta, Diptera, Tephritidae. The transcript is spliced from 2 exons. Bases 35 to 301 code for a protein of 88 amino acids.